Molecule: messenger RNA, 627 nt
Organism: Paramuricea clavata
Lineage: Eukaryota; Metazoa; Cnidaria; Anthozoa; Malacalcyonacea; Plexauridae
Source: the annotation of a GenBank genome assembly
GUAAGAAAUGAAGAUCGUAAAAUGCUUACGCUGAAAGACCACAACGUUCCACCAGAAAGUAAAUUGCACCUCAUCAUCGUGCUGUGGGCUGUGCCAGAUGAGCUCGAAAAUGCUGUUUUUGAUUUCUACUGGGGAUUACCACGUGGACGCGAUAAAGACUACUUAGAUGUUUCAGUGUUGGUUUACAGUGGCAGAACAAAUCUCGGUGUCAUUUACUACCGAGAUCCAUAUUUAUCCCUCUGUCCCGGCGUUGUGCACUCAGGCCCUGCUGACAUGUAUUAUUAUAAACGAGAAGGCCGACAUCAAGUCACAGUAAACCUCAAGACAGUUCCACAUCAUGUUGACAAGUUGGUGUUUACGUUAAGUGCCUGGCGUUCAUCCAGUAUUUCAGAAUAUCCCUACUACAGGCUUAAUUUUUAUGAUGUCAACUAUCCUGACAAGCAACUAUGCAGUGAUAAAGUCGAUGUCCGUCUUAAAGUUAACAAAUCCAUCAUUAUGUGUUGUUUGUCGAAAAAGAAUGGAAGAUGGGAGGUCAUAGAUAUGAAGAAGGGUUCUGACGGCUUUACAAGAAAUUAUUAUCCUUUGAAGCGAGAAAUUGAGACACUGAUACGAGACGGCUUACUUUAA